Messenger RNA from Nicrophorus vespilloides, 1164 nucleotides. RefSeq lists its product as uncharacterized. Lineage: Eukaryota; Metazoa; Arthropoda; Insecta; Coleoptera; Silphidae. Bases 289 to 1101 code for a protein of 270 amino acids. The transcript is spliced from 3 exons. The record is from RefSeq and is a predicted model, not a curated record.
ACUCAAAAAAAUUAUCGUUUACUUCUUUUUUCAGAUCGGCAACACUCUCGUAUUUCUGUGUGAAUCCAACCUCAGAAUUUUAUUCAUUGUUCGCGUACAUGUGUUAUUUAUUAAAUUUUAAUAAUUUUACCUUAUUAAAAUUCACCUAUCUUUAUCUUGCCUGUGUUUGUUAAAUACUAAUAUGAAAUAUUAACACAAGGCUUGGAAUGCUAGCAAAAUUGUAUUUUAACAAAUUUUAAGAUAAAAUAAUCAUAUAAAUAAUCAUUGUUACAGUAUACUUUAGACAUCAUGGAUUCUUUGAACAAUACAACUAUUUACGACCUCGACGAGAUAAGUGAUGUGUAUAUGUUAGUCAAAUUGAUACUAUACGAUACAUUUAGAUACGACAUCAAAGGCCCUAAAACCAUUCUCAGCCACAGAGAAGAUCUGGUUGUAGGAAAUACAAUCGUUGUGAAAUGCAAUGAUAUUAUUCGUGACGCAAUUAUAGUGCAUAUUUCAAAUGAUAUAGUGUAUUUGCUUAAUUUAAAGAACAAACUUUCGGAGCAAUUUCGUAAAGAGCAAGAAAAGUCUAUAACCAGUAUAAAAGAAAGAGGGAAAAACAUAAUUAAUGCAUCUAGAAAAAUGUAUAGAAAGUACAGUAAACGAUAUAAUGCUGAAAAAGAGAAUUCAAUUUUAUCAAGCAAUGAGACGUUCACAGAUGUUUCAUUAAAGAAAAAAAAAAUGAAGAUGUUUAGUAGAAUGACCUUAAGACCGAAGAAAAAAAACAUAACAGAAGAUCCUUUCAAUUUGUACUCGAGAACGAUGAAGAUGCAAAACAGCGAGCAGGAGCAUGGACGUGUUCCUGAUAUAACUCACCAAGGUCCGACUUACAAUUCACUGUUGUCGACACGUAAGCAGUUUUCAGUUGCCGAUGAUUAUAUAGCGUUAAGCAGCGAUGAGGAUGAUGGACAAGAUGAUUCGAAUAAUCUGUUUGGUUCGAAGAAUAUCUUUACCAGAACGAGCAUAUCGGGUUCCGAAGAUAAUAAGUCAGGUUCCGAAAGUAAACGAACACAAGGAUACCUGAGCAAUAUGUAUGGCCAAAAGAAGAUUAAACAAACAUAAUUGUUAUAAUUUUAAAACGUUUAUACAAUAAUUUAUGUAUAUUUUUUUUUUGUUUAAAUAUUA